Molecule: messenger RNA, 1968 nt
Organism: Drosophila albomicans
Lineage: Eukaryota; Metazoa; Arthropoda; Insecta; Diptera; Drosophilidae
Gene: TTLL1B
Product: polyglutamylase complex subunit TTLL1
Exons: 2
Coding region: 406-1860 (484 amino acids)
Biological process (GO): protein polyglutamylation; microtubule cytoskeleton organization
Cellular component (GO): cilium
Molecular function (GO): tubulin binding; tubulin-glutamic acid ligase activity
Source: RefSeq, a predicted model, not a curated record
UCAAACCAUUUGAAUUGCUUUCAUUUAAAGUUGCUUUUUUUUGUGCAUUUUGUUUUAACACACACACACACACCCGAACUUUGCGGCACACACAGGACAUCAGAAAAAAGAAGGAUUUCAAGUGCAAAUAAUUUUCGGCGAUCGGAGUGCACAGAUUUGGACAGCUGCUGCUGUUGCUGGUGAGCGUGUUCACUCAACAGCAGCAACAGCGGCAGCAGCAACAGGACGAGGCAAGUUGCAAGUGGUGCUGCCAACGGCAACCAGUUUUACUAGUUAAAGAGUUGUGACUUUUUUUUGGGGGCUGCUAUAAAAGCGAAACAAUAACAAUAACAGGGACGACAGCCUUUGUUGGUUCAAUAACUCGCAGUCAAAAAUCCAAACAAACGCUAAGGCAACGCCAAGUCAAUGUUCGGUCAUGUCAGAGUGUAUAGCGGAGGUGGCGGUGGUGGGGGAGGAGGCGACGCUGCCGUCUGCUGCACGCCCGAGUGGACGCCAUCGUGGCGCAUUGCCAGUCUACAGCCAACCAUCGAACAGAGCGUUGCCAUCAUGUACGGCCGAUUGCCCGGCGCUGGCAAUGCGAAUAACGGCGGAGCGGGCGCGAAUCAAGCGCAUGAUCGUAUCAAGAUUGGAUUCUGCACGGAUCUGGAUAAAUCGGUGCUGGUGAAUAACUUUGAGAAACGCGGCUGGCAUCAGGUGAAUGGCGAUGAUGAUUGGCAUUUCUAUUGGGCCGGCGUGCAGACGUGUCGCAACAUCUUCAGCGUGGAUAGCGGCUAUCGAAUGCAUGACAAUCAGAUGAUCAAUCAUUUUCCCAAUCACUAUGAACUCUCACGCAAGGAUCUGCUAGUGAAGAACAUUAAACGCUAUCGUAAGGACUUAGAGCGCGAUGGCAAUCCGUUAGCUGAGAAAACCGAAUCGAAUAAUUCAAGUGGCACGCGUUAUGUUUAUCUGGAUUUUGUGCCCACCACAUUUGUGUUACCGGCGGAUUACAAUAUGUUCGUCGAGGAGUAUCGCAAGUUUCCGCUAAGCACUUGGAUCAUGAAGCCGUGUGGCAAGUCGCAAGGCGCGGGCAUCUUUCUCAUCAACAAACUGUCCAAACUGAAGAAAUGGUCUCGCGAAGCCAAGGGACCAUUUCAUCCACAGAUCGCCAAGGAAUCGUAUGUCAUCUCACGCUACAUCGACAAUCCAUUGCUCAUAGGUGGCAAAAAGUUUGAUCUACGUUUGUAUGUGUUGGUCGCAUCGUUUCGUCCCUUGAAAGCUUAUCUAUUCAAGCAAGGAUUCUGUCGGUUUUGCACGGUUAAAUAUGAUACGAGUGUCACGGAGUUGGAUAAUAUGUAUGUGCAUCUGACUAAUGUGAGUGUGCAGAAGCAUGGCGGUGAAUACAACACGUUGCACGGUGGCAAAUGGUCGGUGCAGAAUCUCGCACUCUACUUGGAAGGCACUCGGGGCAAAGAGGUCACAGAUCGUCUGUUUGGCGCCAUCUCCUGGCUGAUUGUGCACUCUUUGCGUGCUGUGGCGCCGGUGAUGGCCAGCGAUAGGCAUUGCUUUGAGUGCUAUGGGUAUGAUAUCAUUAUUGAUAAUGCCUUGAAACCUUGGCUAGUGGAAGUGAAUGCUUCGCCUUCGCUAACUUCAACUACGGUCAACGAUCGCAUUCUGAAGUAUAAGCUAAUCGACAAUAUUUUGUCGGUGGUUCUGCCACCAGAUGGUGUGCCAGAUGUGCGCUGGAAUAAGGUACCCAGUGCUGAUGCUUUGGGCAACUUUGAGCUGCUCAUCGAUGAGGAGCUGGCGGCUCAGGAUGAAGCACAAAACAGUAGCAACAAUUCGCAUGCCAAAUCAUCGAAACUCAACAGCCGCUGGAAGUGACAUAGGUAAUCAGAAGAAUAAAACAAAACAGACUAUGUGUUAUUUUUAUCAAUAAAUAUGACUUAGAAUAGAAUUAUUGGAGUGACUAUUUUUUGAAACAAGAUGUGU